Austrofundulus limnaeus is the source of this 1377-nucleotide messenger RNA. RefSeq names its product keratin, type I cytoskeletal 13. Gene Ontology annotation, cellular component: cytoskeleton. Gene Ontology annotation, molecular function: structural molecule activity. Lineage: Eukaryota; Metazoa; Chordata; Actinopteri; Cyprinodontiformes; Rivulidae. Bases 48 to 1280 code for a protein of 410 amino acids. The transcript has 7 exons. The record is from RefSeq and is a predicted model, not a curated record.
UCUCCUUCUCCUCGAGGCAGACACACCUCCUGAACGUCUCAGCCACCAUGAGCAGAUCCAUCGUGUCCAGCUCGUACUCCGGGCGCUCCAUGGGAGGCCUGGGUGGAUCCCGGGUGAAGACCCAGUACUCUUCCAGCGUGUACGGCGGUGCAGGUGGGAGCGGACUGAGAAUCUCCUCUGCCUCUUGUGGCUUUGGAGCCGGUGCUGGGAGCAGUUAUGGUUUUGGCGCAGGGGGUGACAUGGACCUCMWUGUCGGGGCCAACGAGAAGGCCACCAUGCAGAACCUGAACGACCGCCUGGCCUCCUACCUGGAGAAGGUUCACAAACUCGAGAAGGCCAACGCUGAUCUGGAGCUGAAGAUCCGAGAGUAUCUGGAGAAGAAAACUGGCCCAAAGUCUCGGGACUACUCAGCUUAUGAGGCCACCAUAGCUGACCUGCAGGAGAAGAUCCUGGAUGCUGUUAAGAAGAAUGGAAGCGUCCUUUUGGCCAACGAGAACGCAAAACUGGCAGCAGACGACUUCAGGACCAAGUAUGAGAACGAGCUCAGCAUGCGUCAGUCAGUGGAAGCAGAUGUUGCAGAGUUGAAGAGAGUUCUAGACCAGCUGACGUUGACCCGGUCCGACCUGGAGCUGCAGAUAGAAGGCCUCAGAGAGGAGCUGGUGUUCCUGAAGAAGAACCACCAGGAGGAAAUGGAGGCCAUGAGGGCCCAAAUGAGCGGGCAGAUCAACGUGGAGGUGGACGCCAAGCCGCAGCAGGACCUGAGCAAAGUUAUGGCUGAGAUCCGUGAGCAGUAUGAGGCCGUGGCCGCAAAGAACCAGAGAGAACUUCAAAACUGGUUUGAUACAAAGUCAGCAGAACUAACCAAAGAGGUGGCAGUGAGCACAGAGACUCUGCAAACGUCCAAAACAGAAAUCAACGAUCUCCGCCGCACAAUGCAAAGCCUUGAGAUUGAGCUGCAGUCGCAGCUGAGCAUGAAAUCAACACUAGAAGGGAAUCUAGCUGAAAUAAGGGCUCGAUAUGCUCAGAGGCUCAACGGCUUCCAGCUGCAGGUGGAGAGUCUGGAGGCACAGCUGAGCCAGCUGCGCGCCGACAUGAAACGACAGAACCAGGACUACGAGAUGCUGCUCGACAUCAAGACACGGCUGGAGAUGGAGAUCGCAGAAUACAGGAGGCUGCUGGACGGAGAGGCCGGCACCAGCAGCUCAGGAAGCAGCACCGUGAAAAAGGUCAUCGUCUACACCGAGGAGGUGAAGGACAAGAAAGUCUCUUCCAGAACCUGAAAACCUGGAUCGUGCAGAAACCACGAGGCAGCACCUGGAGGCCGAUUUAAAAACAAAAAUGAUGUAACGCAAUAAAACCCUCUCGGUUUGCCACCUC